This is a messenger RNA of Pocillopora meandrina, 9364 nucleotides long. The record is from the annotation of a GenBank genome assembly. NCBI's taxonomy places the organism in Eukaryota, Metazoa, Cnidaria, Anthozoa, Scleractinia, Pocilloporidae.
CAGCCGGACUGCGAGUAGAAGCUCAUGUGAUCCAAGUGUAAUCUGUGCAGGCAAAGCAUAACAGCUAGAGGCUGCACGGAAAAGUAGUAGAUGAUUGCACAAGUCAAAGGAUGAAUUCCUCUGUGUUAAAGUUUAUAUGGGCUGCAGCCUCUUUGCUAUGCUUGAGUGCAGCUCAUUUUGUCAGAAGCGAAACAAAGCCGAACAUUGUUAUUAUGCUCAUGGAUGACGUAAGUUACUCAAGUGUUGUAGAAAUACUUUGUCGUCUCUCAGAGUUUACAGUGUCAGUUUAUUUGGCUGGUUAUGCUUCAUAUUCUUGCAUCGCCAAACCUUGCAUCUUUUCAAUGAACUUGGUAGAGUAGGUUUUGGGACUUUAAGUUGUAAGAACGGCAAUGCUAAGGAAGACUCGAUUAGAAUUAAAAAAUGAAUCACUAUUUUUGGUUAGCAUUUAGAAAAUGGCUGCAUGAGGUUACCGUCUCCUACGCCGUUACACCUCAACCACAGUGUAACGUAUAUAAGCAGCGUUGACUUCUAACUGGAAAUUGAAAUAAUUUGUCGUUGUGGUUUCUGUUCGCAGACGACACAAAUCUUGGUGAUUUCACUUUGUAGUUUUGCAGAGGACGGCCAAGAAAUGUACAACGUUUUAAAAUGAACGUGUUAACCUAUUGUUCUGUCCAUUAGAUCUUUUGUUUUGCCUCGUCCUCGUUGCCGCUCCCUAUGUGGUUUGCCCAAGGUCCCUAUUGUACGAAGGGGGGUUUAACAGGUUUCUGCGAGAGUACAUGGGGCACCUCAGGCCUCGGGAAAUUAUAGAAUGAUCCUUUAUACUAACCCUGACUUGAACUGACCUUCAUUCUAACAUUUCUUGGUAAGUACUAAAACAAGGAACGACCUAAAACCACCUAAAACCACCUAAAACCACCUAAAACCACCUAAACCACCUACAACCACCUACAACCAUCUACAACCACCUCAAAAAUUUCAACAACCACCUACAACCACCUCAAAAACAUCUACAACCACUUGCAAACUAUCUAAAACCAUCUAAAACAAGGCAUAAAUGUCUAAAAUAAGACGAAACGACAACAUGUCACGUACACGAAAUACGAGAAUUGAACGAAACCUCUACCUCCCCCUGAAAUCUUACUCUCCCUGGUCCCAUGUAUAAUCAACCAUCUCACGAAAUGAAAUACGAUAGCAUGCUAAUUAUUUUAUAUUCCCUCAGCAAAAGACUUAAAGAACUUUACAAAAUGAACUAACAAGAUACAAAAAAUAAUAAAUAGGGAAUAAUACAUGGGCGCGCAUAGAUAUCACAAGACGUGAAUGGAAUAAUUUUAAAGUUUAAUCGCCCGGUAGAUUUAGAUGAGACAACUUACUUGUCUUAUCUGUAAUUAUCCUCUGUUUGCGCUUCUUGCAUAAUUCUCAAAGAAGAUAAUUUUGUCGUUCUUUAAGUGGUCAGUGAUUUCGAAAAUUCAAAGGUAGUGACGAUCUUUUAAGAGCCGAGGUUAGGAUACUCUAGAAAAAAAAAUAUAACGAUUAUAACGUCUUGUUCCAUUGACUGUUAAGAUGAGUUGGCAUCAUUCGCCUCACUCGCUCUAUCAUGUAAUAGAACAUGAAAUGUCCCCAUAUAUAUGAGUGGGGAAGGGAGAGCGAUCUUUUUUUUAUUUUUUUAUUUUUUAAUGGCGAUUAUCUUACUCUUGUGGGUCGCCAAAAAGCGACUUUUUGAAAAGUUGAACCUGGAGCCCUGACUGCAUCUUUUGGAGUGACAUCUAACCUCUGUCCCAGACCCUUUCUCAACUUUUUAGUUGGUUUUGAUUUUGAUUUUUGUUUUUUUCUGUUCUGUUCUGUGGAAAUAACCUAUUUUUUCAAAUCAUAAAAAUACAUGAACAUCACAACAGUUUAAUCAUUCCAUGUGGUAACUUAUAAUUAAGGAGAUAUUCGCUAUGUUCAUUAUGAAAUAGACCUAACUACAAUGGCAGCUUUGAAGAAUAGUACUGACCAGUGGUAUUCUGUCCUCUGUUUCCCAUUUCUGCAUGCAACAUCAAUUAGUUCCACUUUCAGUCAUCAUAGUUGUAUGGAUAAUAACCUGAUUUUUAGUGCGAUUUGGUGUUAAUAAGCACAAGUAAAUAUUUUUAAAGAACUGCACACAUGCAGUUUUUUUAUUUCUUGCUUAUUUUCAUUUCUUUUAUUUCUUGAUUUUUAUUUCUUGCUUAUUUCUUGCUUGCUCAUAGUGGACCUUUGUACUCAAGUUUCAGCCUAGCACUCAUGUUACCAAAAAAAAUAAGCCAAUCAGAUAGGCAUAAUUUUUUCAUGUAGUUUAUCAACUGAAUAGUUAAUAUUCAUAUUGGAAAAAAAUCUUAUUUUUUUCAUUUUAUUCUCUGUGUAUUACAGAUGGGUUGGGGUGACUUAGGUGUACUUGGUCAGCCAGCAAAAGAGACACCAAACCUUGAUAAGAUGGCUGCUGAUGGAAUGCUCUUUACAGAUUUCUAUAGUGCAAAUCCUCUUUGUUCUCCUUGUGAGUGAAACAUUCUUUUUUUUGAUGAUUCAACUGAAAGUACAUUUUACCACUGAUUGUUUAAAAUGAUCAACUCUUGUUGUUGAAACAUUUGGUCUUGGUCAUGGUCAUGGUCUAGAUUACCUAUAUACAGACAAUCACACUUAACAAUCAACUUUCAAUCACUUUUAUAUUUGUGUACAUAAAGGGAGGCCCAGUUUACAGUGCUCUGUGUUACAAGUAUUAUCAUUUGUCUUUUACCCUGUAUCUAGCUUGGAAGAUAUAUUUCUUGUGUACAUUAAAUUUUGACUCAUUAAGCUAUGCCAAGCUCUUUGUAGCUUCCAAUAAUGGCCAUAACAAUAUCAAAGGAUGCAUGAAACCAUCAAGUCUCACUGAAUCUCAUUCUUUGUUUAAAAUGUAAUUGACUGCAAAUGGGUUUCAUAUGUGAAUUUCACAAACAAUUUUUUUUUACACAUUUUGAUGAAAAUCACAAGUUUUUUCACAAAUAUUGCUUUCAGUACUGUUUUAUAUCAAGAAAUUUCCCUUUUCUAUUUACAAAAACAGCUCGUGCUGCAUUACUCACUGGACGACUUCCUAUUCGAAAUGGAUUCUACACAACUAAUGCUCAUGCUCGAAAUGGUAAGUGUCAUGGUGGCCUGAGAAUCCAAAAAUGGAUUUCUGUUAGUGUUACCUAUCCUAAGAUCUGAUUUUGGAUUCUCCUCUCUAGCUGUUUAAACACAUUUCCUUGUAAAUUAAUCACAAGAAUUUGCUGUUAUAUCAAGACAACAACUUUACCUGAUAAAUUUUGUGUAUCCUCAUUAUCUGUUUGCUGGAAAAAGUAUGGAUAUAAGUGGGAGAAGUUGCAUGUUAAUCAUUUCUGUGAGUUAUUUAGGAUUAAUGGAAGCAAAUUAUGAACACGGAAAGAGAUUAUUGAAUGCAUCCAUGUACUCCUGACCAGUGAUCUCUAUCACUCUUUCUAUGAAUGGUUGACUGUUAAAGGAUAAAUUAUCCAUUUUCCUUGAAUUUCUGUUACUAGUGAACUUCAAUUUGGAUGGUUGUGUGACAGAUCAAAUAAGAUUGACAAUUGAUUUGUUUGAUUUUCUUGAUUAAAUAUUUACAUUAGAAAGCAAUUUUUACUUUAGAAUCAGUUUAAUUUUAUAUUGAUUUUCUACUCACAAAGCUUCUGUUUGAAUUUGUUUUAAAGGGUAUACACCACAGAACAUUGUUGGUGGAAUACAAGAUAAUGAAGAUCUGUUACCUGAGUUACUUAAAUCAGAAGGAUACUACAGUAAAAUAGUGGGUAAAUGGUGAGUUACUUUUGGAUGAAAAUAAUUGAAAGAAGUGGGUAAACAAAAUUGGCAUAAAAUUGUACAUUUACUUGUGUUUUGUAGCAAUUAUUUACUUUUUCUUGUGUCUCACCUUGAAAGGCACCUUGGCCAACAGCUACAGUACUUGCCGCUAAAGCAUGGAUUUGAUGAAUGGUUUGGUGCUCCAAAUUGUCAUUUUGGUCCAUAUGAUAACAAAAAAACACCAAACAUUCCAGUAUACAAGGAUGGCAAAAUGGUUGGCAGGUUAGUCAGCCAAUCCAGUAUAAGCAUUCUGAUUUCAAGGACUUAGUAGUUUUUUUUCUGAAUUGACUUGUCUGUAAAGUUCUAUUAGGUGCUUUUCAAUUCAGUUGUACUUACAGUAUGUCCCAUUUUCGCAAUGAUUCUUAACUAAAAAAACUUGUCAAUGAACAACUGAUCAGAAACCUUCUUCCAAACUGGAUCCUUUUCCUCCUCAACUUCCCUUAAGUACUUUGAGGCUGUCAUCAAUAUUAUUUGGAUAAUUUGUAUUAAUUUAAAAUCAUUACUUGGAAGGAGUGCUAAAAGAUGAAUUUGUACAGUUUUAAAAUAAUAGCUUGGCUUGAAUUAAAGAACAAAUAAGAAUUAGUGAUCCUUAUGAUUAAUCCUUUUGUUUGAUGGUGAUGUCUUAAAAGUGUACUUCAAAAUGCCUGAUAUUUUUCUUCUCUUUUUCAGGUAUUAUCAGCAAUUUCCUAUUAACAGAAAGACUGGAGAAUCCAACUUAACUCAAAUAUACACUGAGGUAUGAGAAGCAAAAAGUCUAACUUAUAAAACUGUGCCUGUUUACCAUUAAAUAUUGAAUCAACAAGCAAUAGAAGGACACUUUCAUUCUUUAAUUUGCUGUUAUUCAGUUAGUGGAUUUCAAAUAACUCCAUCCUCUAAGGGAAAUUGAAAAUCUGUGAUUCAAGGUUUCAGAAAUUGGGUCAAAAUAUUUGGAGACAGUGAAAAUGAUGUUUAUUUUGCCCAUGCAGUGUACACUUUAACCAAAGAUUCAAGUCUGGAAACUGGUCAAGUAAAAUUGGAAUAUUUUUGAGAGGUGAAUUCAACAAGCUACGAAACUAACACAUGUUUCACUUGUUUUUCUUUUUUUUUUUUUUUUUUUUUCUUCCAGGAAGCCCUUGAUUUUAUUGAAUCACAAUCUAAAGUUAAGAGGCCAUUUUUCUUGUAUUGGGCCCCAGAUGCUACCCAUGGUCCAGUGUAUGCCUCGUCAAAAUUCCUUGGAAAUAGCCAAAGAGGACUGUUAGUAGAAUAAUUUAUAUUAAAAUUGUUACAGUUGCUGUUUCUGCAUUAGCUUGUGUAUAUUCCGUCAAAUCUUGACCAAAGUGCUACAUUCCCACAUAUAGGCGACAAAAACGCGAGAAUUUCCCACAUAUUCGGGACAUAAAGAUCUGCGAAUAACGUUUUAAAUCAUUGCUAACGCCCCUCAAAUCCCAGAGGAGGGGAAAGAGGAGGGUUGAGAUUUACCUUGCUUUACGUAUCAAGGUUCCAGGAAGAGUGAGCAAAGUCGAAAUUGUUCUUUCGGAAUCAUAUCGUGAGACGGCUUGAAAAAAGUGAACAAGCUCUACGCCAACCAGCUUUGAAUGUCACUUUAAAUUAGUUUGAUUUUGGUUAUAUUCCAUCAGGUAUGGAGAUGCUGUACGAGAACUGGACGACAGUGUCGGAAGGAUUCUACGCAAACUGGAAGAUUUAGGAAUAUCUAAAAAUACAUUUGUGUUCUUUUCAUCUGAUAAUGGAGCUGCUAUGUACUCAAAAGAUCGAGGUAGUGAGGACAUACAUCUGUUUUUUUUUAUUCUAAGUAUCAAAUAAGGUCAUAACACUUGUGUUUUCGACGAAGGUCAAAAACGCACGCUGUUGCGCAAUUUCGUAGGAAUUCAUUUCAGUGCUCAGUUAGCGUCAAUAAUAAACUGAAAGACGCACGAAUCAGCUGAAUGAAACUUUAUUUUUGUACAACAACGCCCAAAUCAAAAACAAGCCUGAAAAACCAUCAAUGGCCUAUCAGGCAAAGUUAUAAAAUUUCUUAUUUUGGCAAUCAAAAUUAAUGAAAAAUACCCUCUGUCUCAGCCAAUCAGCAUUUAGUAAUUUUUCCUCUAGGUAAUAAGUCUUACAAUUGACUGCUCUCCCGCUCAGCUUAAAUACUAAUGCAAUCAGGGCAUGUGUGGAUGAUUCUGACCGCGGUAGAAGACGUUCGUAGCUCAAAUAAAGCGUAAAGUUUGGUUCAAAGUAUCAAAUAAUUUGUCUUUCUCAGGUGGCAGCAACGGUCCGUUUCUUUGUGGCAAGGAGACAACGUUCGAGGGUGGAAUGAGAGAACCGUCCAUAGCCUGGUGGCCAGGCAAGAUAGAAGCAGGCCAGGUUUGGAAUUUCUUCAUGUAUUUAAUGGAAGAGGGUCCAUUCCUGUUUUAGUUUAUGACAACCUGUAACAUAUUUCAAUCGAAUUUGGUACAUAAAUAGUUCGACAUCUGAAAGGAACAUUAUAUUAGGGUCGUUUUGCUUACUAGGAAAUAUUUUUACAUCGUAUAAGCGAGCUUAAAAAAAGGCCCAUUUUUCUUAUUCUUCUAACUCAAGCAGGGCUUUGAAAUAGAUAAUCUAAGCCCACGGGACACAAGUCACAUUUGAAGCAAAAUAUUAUUUCCUCUGGUGUGAACAUAGGGAUGACCCCGCUCACUAUAGAGUCUCUGUUGUUCUGUGGAAGAGCGUCGGACUGCGAACCCGAAGGUCUGAAGCUCGAUUCCAAAUGGGGACUCAGAAUUGUUUCUUCCUCCCACUCUCGUGGAAAAAGGAAUUAAGCUUUUCUUUAUUACCAGAUUGUUGCUGAAAUGUUAAAACUGAUCUACUACUUUGUGUAGGUUAGUCACCAGCUGGGCACACUAAUGGAUCUGUUUACAACAGCGUUAUCGCUAGCGGGAGCAAAGUCUCAGGCUAAUAAAGUGAUCGACGGAAUUGAUCUCAGCCAGGUUCUUUUUAAUCAGAGCGUUACUGCAAGGUAAUUUAUAACAUGUUUAACUCUUAAAUCCCUAAGAGUGACUAGUGUCAAAUUUCUCCCCACAAUAUAACCCCUAAACAAAACAUUUAAGGUCACGAGAAGAAAGGGAAUGAUCACCAAGUGAAAAAAGCUCUUGAUUGUUCGACAAAUUCUCCUCGUCCGCACCUUAAGAAAUUUAUAGAGAACAUUAUAGGGAAUAUACAUACUGUUGUCAAGGUGUAAAGGGUUAUGUGCCGAUCAUUUCAAAGCUUCAACAUCCCCAAUAACGAUAUGUUAAUAUUUUCUAAAUUGUUUUGACGAACAAUUUUAACUCAUUUCUCUAAACUGUAGUGACAAUUUUGCAGAAAACUGAAAGUAUCCCACGUGCAUUACCAUGUGUUUUUGUAUUUUUCCUCAGACCUGUUUUUUUCUACCGUGGUAAUGAGAUGAUGGCAAUCAGAUAUGGCUUGUACAAGGCCCAUUAUUGGACUUGGUCUAAUAGCUGGGAAGAAUUCCAUGUAAGAUCAGUGUGAUCCUGUUUUUCCUCUUUUCAGUACAAUAUAAUCUCUUUGUGGGUCCCAUUUCCAGGAGGCACCUCUCUUGAAGAGAAACAAACUUUCCACCCUACCUUUCACCCUUAUAAACUUUGCAUUUGUCACUUUCAAUGAAUUAAAGAGACGCCGCUAACAAUGUACCUUAUUAUUUCCCUCACCUGAACAACAGUUACAAUUGUCUCAGUCUUGUAAAAUAAUGAAAAUGGAGGGUAACUAACAGCCAGAAAUAACGUUUACUAGUUAAAAAUACCAGGUCAAUUAUAUAAUUUUGCAGUUUAUGGUCGGUAGUUUCUCUUUUCUGGAUAGUUUAUCUCUAAUCUAGAGAUAUUUUAUAACUUGCGUUGGGGUACCCUGACUGGCGUUUGCCAUAAACGUUGUUUAAAAAAAUGUCAACUCUAAAUGAAGACAGUGAUUAUAUCUAGCCCUCCUCCACAUUAAAAAAAUUUGGCAAAUAUACCAUUUUACAUCAACCUUCGUCAUCAAUCAGUAGUGUCUUCAGGGAGCAAAUCUCUCACGAGCUUUCCUUUCAGAGACUGUCUUAAAAUAUUUCCUCACCUGUCUCUGUCUUGGGCCACCACGUUACACCCUCAUUUUCCCGUGCGUGAGGGAGAUUUUACCUCGAGAUCUUAAUGGUACCGGUGAUUACUUGUACUGGUGAGCUGUUGUGAUUAAAUUGCGUCGUGUCUUACGACACUUAAUGGGCUUAAAAUUUGUCUUCUUCUGAUAUCAGUCGGUUCUUUCCUUCGUAUUACAGGAAGGAGUCGACUUCUGUCCCGGUGAGAACGUGACAGGUGUUACAACUCAUGAACAAAUGAACUAUACAGCCUCUCCUGUUCUGUUUCAUUUGGGAAGAGACCCAGGGGAGAAAUAUCCCAUCAGGUACACUCAAUUCAUUCUUGUCAAAGCUGAACUGAUAGUGCAAUGGUUGAUACAUUUUAUCUAGUCGGCUUUUGUUGGCGAAAUUCGCUUCGAUUUUUUUUUUCGCGCAAAAGUGACUUAUGUAUUAAAACAAUUAUUCCAUUAACAGAUCCACUGAGCAGGAAUACAAGGAUGUCAUGAUAACCAUAAGAAAACUGGUUUCAGUGCACAAGUCUAGUUUAGUGCCUGGCGAACCUCAGUUUAACUUGUGUGAUGAAGCUGUAAUGGUACGUCAGUAUGUGUGUUUACGCAUUGAGAGUACUUUCAAUUGAGGGUUCAAAGUAAUUCGUGAUGCAUUGUUUUUAACGGCUUUACUUUGCUUUUUGAUUAUUCUUAAGAAGUACCAUUCUAUCAACCAAUCAGAUGGCAAAUUGAACCUUACGUGGACUGAGCCAUUUUUUUUCCUUUUAGAAUAUUAGACACUCAUCGCUACCGUUCACCGCCUUUUACCCAUAUAAAUCCCUACAUUUUCAUUAUUGCGGGCCAACACUACUGGACAGAUGUACUUGUGUGUCAAACUCGAACUCCCUUGUGACAGUGGUUUCAAAAGUACACCCAUUUCCCUUUACGGAACACGCGCAGUUUGACGGAAACUUAUUUUUCACUUUUGUCUUGUAGAACUGGGCGCCACCCGGAUGUGAGGAGAUCGACGAAUGCUAUAAAGGUCCAACAUCACAUCCCUACAAAUGCCCUUGGCCUCACUAAAUGGAAUACUAGUCCUUUUAUUUUUUUAGUUGGAAUUCAUGGAAGACAUCAUAUUUACGUAUUUUCCUACUUGUCAAAUUAUGCAAAUGAAGAAUUACAUGGCAGAUGAUUCUAAAAAUUUUCUUCGAAGAUGGAUAUUUUGAAUAAGACCGGAAUGGAAGAAUACUUAAUGACUCUUGAUUCACUGAUAGAUGUGGGCUCUCAUUCCCUCUCCGUCGAGAGCUUCAAGUUUAAAGUGAGCCUAACCCCUUCCCUCCCACCUUCUGGGCCAUUUAGAUAGUAUUCAGUAUAUUCGUUAUGAACAAGGAUUAAGAAGAAAAAGAGAAAAUAAAAACGGGUUGAAAACAGCGAAGGUUCAAAAUUUAGAUGCGUUUGAUAGGGGUGUUUUUUGAUAGGU